Castor canadensis (American beaver) is the source of this 1877-nucleotide messenger RNA. It is a transcript of the gene Vta1, whose product is annotated as vesicle trafficking 1. The record is from RefSeq and is a predicted model, not a curated record. Gene Ontology annotation, biological process: late endosome to vacuole transport via multivesicular body sorting pathway. Gene Ontology annotation, cellular component: multivesicular body. NCBI's taxonomy places the organism in Eukaryota, Metazoa, Chordata, Mammalia, Rodentia, Castoridae.
UGUUGUUUCCUGAGGUGGAGAUGGCUGCGUUAGCUCCGCUGCCCCCACUCCCCCCACAGUUUAAGAGCAUACAGCAUCAUCUGAGGACCGCUCAAGAGCACGACAAGCGGGACCCUGUGGUGGCCUAUUACUGUCGUUUAUAUGCUAUGCAAACUGGAAUGAAGAUUGAUAGUAAAACUCCUGAAUGUCGUAAAUUUUUAUCAAAGCUAAUGGAUCAGUUAGAAGCUCUUAAGAAACAGUUGGGUGAUAAUGAAGCUAUUACUCAAGAAAUCGUUGGUUCUGCCCAUUUGGAGAAUUAUGCUUUGAAAAUGUUUUUGUAUGCAGACAAUGAAGACCGUGCUGGGCGAUUUCACAAAAACAUGAUCAAGUCCUUCUAUACUGCAAGCCUUUUAAUAGAUGUCAUAACAGUAUUUGGAGAACUCACUGAUGAAAAUGUGAAACACAGAAAGUAUGCAAGGUGGAAGGCAACAUAUAUUCAUAAUUGUUUAAAGAAUGGGGAGACACCUCAAGCAGGCCCUGUUGGAAUCCAAGAAGAUAAUGAUAUUGAAGAAAAUGAAGAUGCUGGAGCGACCUCCCUGCCCACUCAGCCACCUCAGCCAUUGUCCUCUUCAACUUAUGACCCAAGCAAUAUGCCACCAGGCAGCUAUACUGGAAUACAGAUUCCUCCAGGUGCACAUGCUCCAGCUAAUACACCAGCAGAAGUGCCUCAUAGCACAGGUGUGACAAGUAACACUGUCCAGCCUGCUCCACAGACGAUUCCAGCCAUAGAUCCUGCACUGUUCAAUACGAUUUCCCAGGGGGAUAUUCGUCUAACUCCAGAGGACUUUGCAAGAGCUCAGAAAUACUGCAAAUAUGCUGGCAGUGCUUUGCAGUAUGAAGAUGUAAGCACUGCUGUACAGAAUCUGCAGAAGGCCCUCAAGUUACUGACAACAGGCAGAGAAUGAAGCCUUUGUACAAGAAAUCCAUGUCUUUUUGGCAUAAGAACUAAUAGUCCAUUACUCUGUCUUCAGCCUAUCAGGAGCACAGUUUUAAGGAAGACUUCAUUUCCAUCAGAUGUGACAAUGGCUCUGUGUGUAUCAGAUUCCUAUUGAAGCAUUCAUCAGCAGCCUCAGCCAGUUUUCAUUGUCCAUUUAGUGGAUCCACUAAUGUCUGAGUGUAUAGUGCUGAUAAUAGCAAGAUCGUAAAACUCCAUUGACUGCUUCAAAAGAUGAAAAUACACCUCUGUAAGAUUAUGUUGAGAAUAAGCCUUCCUAAUUUAUACACAUUAAGUGAAUUUUUUAAUCCUUAAUGUUUGGACAAACAAAUCAUAUUACUUUACUAUAAAAUUCUAGAUUUAACUUUUAAUAAAGAUUGCCAGAGUAUUCUAGAUUAGAGAUCAUAGUUUUGUUUUCCUCAAGAUUUAUAAAGCAAGUAUGAACAUCCAAAACUGUUAGGGGAAUCCAAAAGAGAUUAUGUUUAAAACUCAAAUUUAUAUUCAUGUUAGAUGUAGCUAACUUCAUGGAAGGAAACGUAAAGAUAAAGAGGCAGCAUCACUUUAAGACUUUGGAAUGUUAGCUUCCAGCUGCUUCCUGCUAUUCCUUGAAGCUUAAGGUGAAUUGGUAUUUGCUUCAUAGGCAGUUUGGCUGCAUGUAUUAGAAAAUGAAAAAAAACAAAAUUUGUAGUAAUGCCUGGAAACUUGGUGCUUUAACUAAGGUUCUCUGCUGCUGUGGGAUGGAUUCCAUAGAGUGCAUAGGUGGAAUGAUGCAGAAAAUUGUAGGACUUUAGAGUCUCAAUUGUUAAGUUUAUAAGUUUUAUGGGAAAUUAUGGACUUACUAUAUCAACUUCAUUUGUGCUGUGUAAAAAAUAAACACAAGGAUUCUUUUAACUAGUUCGACUUA